AUAUUUCUAUCUAAUAAUACAUCUCGAAACGGUUCAAAUACGAGGCAUAUCAUAAAAUAUCAAGAAAAACUCUAGGGUAAUUCCGAAUGUAAAACAAGAGAGUUGCCUACUCGCGGUAGUUGUAAGAUUUAUUGCCCGAGCUCUUGCCGAGCGUUGGUUUCGUUUCAAUAUACGUUGUAUAAGGCGAUUGGUAAAGGAUAUAUAGCUUUGAACAUUCCUCUGCUUGCCUAUCCCGCAUCGUAGUCUCAGGUGGAUAUUGCCAGUGGAUACGCUUCUUCGGAUCAACCAGCAAAAUGGCAAACGAGGAACCUCUUCAGUUUGACCGGGUGAUGGACCCACAGUUGGCUAAGAAUGAAUUCCCAACAUUCAAGGACGACAACAGGUCCCUCAUGCGCAAACAUCUCACCAAGGCUUUGUGGGACAAACUCAAAGACCACAAGACCAAGACUGCUGGAUGGACCCUUGCUCAGGCCAUCAACACCGGAGUUGUGAACUCCGAUUCACUCGUCGGCUGUCAUGCCGGAGAUUCAGAAUCAUACACUGACUUCAAGGAGCUGUUUGACCCCGUCAUUGAAGAGUACCACGGCGGGUAUGGACCCGAGAGAAAGCACGUAACCGAUUUGGACCCAGCUAAACUGAAGGGAGAUAUCGAAAAGAAGAGCAAUAUCAAAAGUACAAGAAUUCGAUGUGCUCGUAACCUGUUUGGUUUUCCUCUGAACCCAGGGAGCACCAAAGAACAGAGACUCCAGAUCGAGGAACUCAUGAAGAAAGUCUGCGCGGGUCUCACUGGGGACUUGGCCGGUACUUACUACUCAAUUGCUAGUAUGACAGAAGAGCAACACAAGCAGCUCGUCGCUGACCAUUUCCUUUUCCGUCCCGGAGAUCGUUUCCAAGCUGCAUCCGCUUAUCAUAACUACUGGCCCGCUGGUCGAGGCAUCUUCCAUAACAAGGAAAAAACCUUCUUGUUGUGGUUCAACGAGGGUGACCACAUCAGAAUUAUCAGUAUGCAGCAGGGAGGCGACGUCAAGGCUGUCUUCGAUCGCUUAUGCAGGGGUGUGAAAGCUAUCGAGGCCGGUAUCUUGAAAAACACAGGGAACAAGCAAGCUUUCCUCUGUGACGACCACUUGGGAAUGUUAACAUGUUGCCCUAGUAACCUCGGCACUGGCCUCAGGGGCGGCGUCCAUAUCAUCCUCCCAACCUUGUUUAAGACCAAAGGACUUAAGGAACUCGAUACCUUGGUGCGUAGCCUAGGAUGUCAAGUUAGAGGAACCCAUGGAGAGCAUACUGAGAUCGUUGAUACGUGUGAUAUAUCGAACUUCCACCGUAUAGGACGUGCCGAGUAUGAGCUGGUACAAAAUAUGAUUGACACAGUCAAUCUAUUGAAUAAAAUGGAAGAUGAAGAGGCAGCUAAACUUAAGGAAUCAUGGUCCAUACGACGAGUUGCUUUAACCCUUGCCGCUCCUCUGUCUUUAGUUCUUAUAGCAGCCAUUGCCAGAAAAAUCAACAAAUUAUGGUAG
Molecule: messenger RNA, 1517 nt
Organism: Owenia fusiformis
Lineage: Eukaryota; Metazoa; Annelida; Polychaeta; Sabellida; Oweniidae
Source: the annotation of a GenBank genome assembly